Messenger RNA from Nycticebus coucang (slow loris), 246 nucleotides. RefSeq names its product KH domain-containing, RNA-binding, signal transduction-associated protein 1-like. NCBI's taxonomy places the organism in Eukaryota, Metazoa, Chordata, Mammalia, Primates, Lorisidae. The transcript has a single exon. The annotation marks the transcript as partial. The record is from RefSeq and is a predicted model, not a curated record.
AUGAGCCGGUCCUCGGGCCGCAGCGGCUCCAGGGACCCCUCAGGUGCUCACGCCUGGGUGCGUCAGACGCCGUCUCCGCAGCCGCCGCUGCCUCCCCGGUCCCGGGGAGGCGGAGGGGGGUCCCCAGGGGGCGCCCGGGCCUCGCCCACCACGCAGCCGCCGCGGCUCCUGCCGCCCUCGGCCACGGGUCCCGACGCGACAGUGGGCGGUCCAGCGCCCACCCCACUCUGCCCCCCUCAGCCACAG